Protopolystoma xenopodis is the source of this 369-nucleotide messenger RNA. The record is from the annotation of a GenBank genome assembly. NCBI's taxonomy places the organism in Eukaryota, Metazoa, Platyhelminthes, Monogenea, Polystomatidea, Polystomatidae.
AUGAUUAAUGAUCAAAGCAACCAGCUAACGAGUCCAGCAACUUCUCCGAGAAUGACUGAGUAUGAAGGGAUGAAGAGAUAUAAGGUAACGUAUAUAUCGUCUCUUUGGGAACCGUUUGUCGUCGUCAAGACUUCAACUUACCCCAUGGAUCCGUUCAUGCUGCCGAUGGGGCCCGGUGCAAUGCGAACCAAUCUGCUAGACACAAAAGCUGUCUACAAGCCACUUAGAAGUCACCAAGGCGAGGGUCGCUCCAAGAGUCACAAGGUCACUGCGAACCGCUCAUCGAAGGAUUCCAAGCCCAAGAAUCACGUGGAGUCCCUGUCUCAAGCAUGGGUCACAACACACUAUCUGUUCCGGUCUCGGAUCUAG